CUCAUGAUAUGCAGCCUUCACGAUACACUCAAUGAACCUCCAUUCUACAUCUACAUCUACCUAUCAACAAUAGAUCAACUGUCACAAUAUGGACUCGCAAGCUUCUACCCAUUCCGCAACAUUACAAGGCGAAGCAUCAUCAAUACCAAAUCUUAAAGACCGGCUUCCGAAGCUCGAACCUCGAAAGCGACGCUCAGCUACCUCCAAUCCUACUCCCAUUCCCGAAACACCCGCCUUACCAACGCCACCCGAUACGUCCGACUGGACUUUCAAGACACCGUCGCGAAGAAUCUUGUCAAAAAAGGAUCAUGAUAUCUUCUUGUCUUCACCAACAUAUGAGCUCAUUACGGCCUGGGUGUUUGGGCUAGCAGAGUCUGUGGUCGACACUCCCAACUCUGCAGUUCGAGACGCCGACCUGAGCAGCCCUCUCAAGGUCAUACUACAUAUCCUCGAUGAGACGGAACAGCUGGUAGCUAAAUCACCUCCGAACGAACAAGGUGGAUCAAGAUUUGGUAACAAGGCGUUCCGCGGCCUUCUCGAGCUUGCGCAAAGCAACAGUGCAGCUUGGCAUCGAGAGAUCGGCGUACAAGACGAGGGAGCUAUCGCCGAGCUCUCUACAUACUUCUGCCAGUCUUUCGGUAACGGAAACCGAAUUGACUAUGGAUCUGGUCACGAGUUGAACUUCAUGAUUUGGCUCCUUUGCCUUUACCAGCUGGGCUUGUUAAAGCAAUCCGACUUCAAACCCCUCGUCCUCCGUGUAUUCGUGCGCUACCUUGAGGUGAUGCGUGCCAUCCAGAUGACUUAUUACCUUGAGCCUGCGGGAUCACAUGGAGUUUGGGGACUUGAUGAUUACCAGUUUCUCCCUUUUCUUUUCGGUGCCACACAGCUUUUGCACCACCCAUACAUUACCCCAAGAGCUAUCCAUCAAGACCUUACCCUUGAGGAGUUUGGUCACGACUACAUGUAUCUUGGCCAGGUCAGCUUUGUAAACAGCACAAAGACCGUCAAGGGUCUGAGAUGGCAUAGUCCCAUGCUAGACGAUAUCUCAUCAGCGAGAUCGUGGACAAAGAUCGAUGGUGGCAUGCGUCGCAUGUUCGUCGCUGAAGUCUUGGGCAAGCUACCUGUCAUGCAGCAUUUCCUCUUUGGAUCUCUCGUGCCAGCAGCAGAUGGCAUGAGCGAAGACACAGGUACUGGGGAAGACGAGAAUGCCGAACAUGAUCCACACGAGGGCCAUGACCACACUGGAAAGGCUCACGAUGGCACAGGUUGGGGUGAUUGCUGUGGUAUCAAGGUUCCGAGCAGUAUCGCUGCUGCCCAAGAGAUGAAAAAGAGGGGUGGUGAUCAGGGAUUGCGAAGAAUCCCAUUCGACUAAUGUCGCCACCGCCAAAUCAACGAUCAAUACAGAUUCACUAGGUUGUAGACUUGUACCUCGCACCGUGGCCUCGUGACACUUUAUACUGCUUAUGCAAAUAAUGAAUGGUGACUUGAUAGCCAUUUGGCUCAUGCUCUGACUAGCCUCUCCAGCUCCGUGGUUCAGAGUUCGUCACACGGAGUAUUACACGCAAAACGAAUGGUUUGUAGUAAGACAACCAUUAGAGAACCCGCGAGAUCUAACCUCUGUUAAGUUCAAAAUAUUAGGCUUAUCUAGAUUACCUUACUAAGAGGUGUUGACUGUACUCCAUCGUGCAAACGAAGUGGUCAAACUCUCUAGGCCAGGUCACCAGUGAAGUUAUAACGAACUCAGUCACAAUUUUUUCAGCGGGUGCAAGAUACUCCAAAACAAUCUGAAGGGCUCAGGAAGGCCAUGGGUGAAACAAUACAUAAACUCAACGAGGUCCAGGCUCUGGCAAAUCGUGCGGAAGCUCUCCAUGGCAUUAUACCCACAGACCCACGGAGAAAGACAAACGUUGGCUAGGGAUAAAAGACUCUUGACGUUAACGAAUUUAUUAGGAUUGAGAACAAACUGCUUUGAGAGAGGAGACCUUCAAGUUCAUAGACAAGUUCCUCAAGUCAAAGCUGAGCUUGAAGAUAGACUACUUCCUGAUUUCAACAUUGUGAAGGGUGGAAAGCAACAGGGGC
This is a messenger RNA of Fusarium odoratissimum NRRL 54006, 2079 nucleotides long. Its product is annotated as serine/threonine-protein phosphatase 2A activator 2. The transcript has a single exon. Gene Ontology annotation, cellular component: cytoplasm; nucleus; protein phosphatase type 2A complex. The coding region runs from base 89 to 1372 and encodes 427 amino acids. NCBI's taxonomy places the organism in Eukaryota, Fungi, Ascomycota, Sordariomycetes, Hypocreales, Nectriaceae. Gene Ontology annotation, molecular function: protein tyrosine phosphatase activator activity; peptidyl-prolyl cis-trans isomerase activity. The record is from RefSeq and is a predicted model, not a curated record. Gene Ontology annotation, biological process: mitotic spindle organization.